Messenger RNA from Xylona heveae TC161, 3906 nucleotides. Its product is annotated as leptomycin B resistance protein pmd1. The transcript is spliced from 11 exons. Gene Ontology annotation, biological process: transmembrane transport. The coding region runs from base 1 to 3906 and encodes 1301 amino acids. NCBI's taxonomy places the organism in Eukaryota, Fungi, Ascomycota, Xylonomycetes, Xylonales, Xylonaceae. Gene Ontology annotation, cellular component: membrane. Gene Ontology annotation, molecular function: ATP binding; ATP hydrolysis activity; ABC-type transporter activity. The record is from RefSeq and is a predicted model, not a curated record.
AUGUCAAGAAGGCAGGCACCAAGCAGAGAGCUUGCUGCCCAAGAGCGGCAUCAAUGGCGCGACGAUGUGGAUAUUGCAUCCCUCAGCACUGCUGCACCACAUCGAUGGCACGUCGAAUCCACAUCGCUUCCCAAGAACCUCUUUCGUCAGCUACUGGGCCUCAACCCCUUCAAAACAUCUUAUUUCGCGCUUUUCCGGCCCUUGACUGACUGGCAGUCGCGGUUCAUACUUCUCGCCGGCGUAUUAUUAGCAAUUGCAGGCGGAAUACCUCUCCCUAUUAUUGGAGUUAUUUUCGGAAAGCUCAUUAAUUCCUUUCCACCCUCUGAGGAGGAGUUGCGGGUACACAUCUCUCAGCUUCUUGGCGUUGCGGUGGCAUACUUUGUGGUAACAUGGGGCUGGGCCGUCUGCUGGGGCCUGGUUGGAGAGAGAGUUUCUCGUCGAAUCCGUGAGCAAUUAGUUGAGAGAGCAAUGGGUAUGGAAAUGGCUUAUUUUGAAGUUGAAUGUCCAGAUAUUGCGAAUCGCCUCACGGCAGAUACACAGACAAUUCAGUUGGGCACUUCAGAGAAAGUAGGACUUUUCAUCCAGUCCGCGAGCUAUUUUGUCGCCGCAUUUGUUGUUGGCCUGAUACUCAAUGCCAAACUUGCCGGCAUUCUCUUUGCCGCAGUGAUCCCAUCUAUGGCUAUCAUUGUCUGCGGAGGCACGACUCUAGUGUCGACAUAUUCCAAGAAGGCCUCAUCUUUUACUGAGAAGGCUGCAUCUCUCGCCGAGGGGGCAAUACGCGCAGUCCAAGUAGUCCAGGCAUUUAAUGCAUCUGACACUCUCUCCAAUAAGCAUGUGGAUAUGUUGAGUCUGUCUAUCCGCGCGGGCAUCAGAAAAGCAAUGUGUGGAGCUCUGAUGCUUGGUAGUGUCUAUUUUGUAGCAUAUGCAGCCAACGGGCUAGCUUUCUGGGAAGGUUCACAGAUGGUGGCCUCUAACAGUUCCAAGGGUGGAGCCGGAACUGUCUACGCUGUCGUGUUCCUGAUGCUAGAUGCCGCGUUUGUUAUUGGCUCGUUUGGUCCAUUCUUACAGACCUUUGCUCUGGCUGCUUCCUCGGGUGCAAAAGCAUUUGCGAUUUUGGACCAUCCAGAACCUCACAUCAAUGUAUACUCCAAUGACGGCAUCCGCGCCGACGCAGGUACAUUCAAAGGACAAAUCAGCUUUGAUCAUGUAACAUUUGUUUAUCCCGCUCGUCCUGCCACCCGCGUUCUGGAGACGAUAAACUUAAACUUCAAACCCGGAGCCAUGACUGGUAUCGUUGGGACUUCCGGAAGCGGAAAGUCUACGGUGGCAUCGCUUCUAUUGCGAUUCUAUGACCCCUGCUCUGGGAGAAUUACUAUUGGUGGAGAAGACCUUCGAAAUUUCCAUAUCCCAAGUCUGAGAGCUCAAAUUGCACUGGUUGACCAGGAAUCUGUCGUGUUUUCUGGGACCAUCUUAGAUAACAUCUCUCAAGGCCUAGGAGAUGAUCACGGUCUGUCGGAACAAGAGGUCUUAGAACGAUGUCACCAGGCAGCACGCGAUGCAAAUGCCUAUGCAUUUAUUAACGAUUUACCGGAAGGUUUCCAGACCCGGGUCGGUGCGGCUGGUGGCACGAAGCUUUCUGGUGGACAAAAACAGAGAUUGUGCCUUGCUCGUGCUCUCAUCGGACAACCUUCUCUUCUCAUCUUGGACGAACCGACUAGUGCCUUGGAUGCUACUAGCGAAAAAUUGGUUCUCGAUGCGCUGAAUAGAGCGGCCCAUGUCUCCGGCCGAACUACCAUUAUGAUUACACACCGGCUUGCAACAGUCAAAGACGCUGAUACCAUCAUGAUCAUGCAUCAUGGAAGGCUUGUCGAACAGGGCACUCACCAAGAAUUGAUGUCCAGGGAUAGUUCUUAUAAGGAGCUUGUAAAUGCUCAAAGUCUUGUCGAAUUUGACAGCAUACCAGAAGACGACGGUCUUAUUCAAGCGCUCCCAGAAGAGCUUCCUUCUGAAAAGGCUGUUCACGAACAUGCAGUGCCGGUGGCUCAAGCGCCUUCCAAAAAGGAGAACACAUUGAGUGCUUUUGGAAUCAUCAAGAGGUGUCUCAAGCUCAGCAAACCUGAAGCUUUCUUCAUUGGAGUUGGUAUUUGUGCCUCUAUCGUUGGUGGCGGCAUGAUUAUCGGAGAAGCCCUCGUUUUUGGACAUCUGGUUCAAACCCUAAACGACAACGCCAACCCAAUCGUCGUGAAAGAUCAUGCGGAUUUUUAUUGUCUGAUGUUCUUUGUCUUGUCCAUCAUCGCCUUGGUUGCGCAUUCAGUUGGCAGCUCAUCCUUUGGCGUGGUGUCGGAGAAUCUCGUUGGUCGUACCCGUGAUCUUUCUCUGAGAGCAAUCUUACGCCAGGAUAUGUCUUGGUUCUCAGAACCCGGACAUUCGUCACACUCUCUCAUGUCAACGCUCAAUAUGGAUUCCGGUCAUCUUAGUGGUCUCUCUGGGGUUAUUAUUGGGACAGUGUUUUCGGUAACGACCUCAAUUGUUGGUGGCAUUAUUCUUGCGCACAUUGUUGCCUGGAAGAUCGCCAUCGUCCUCCUUGCAGCUGUCCCGAUCAUGAUUGUAUCCGGCUUCAUGAGGCUGCGCAUACUUGCAAAGUUUGAGGAGCUGCAUGAGACGGCAUACAAUGACGCGGCCGCCCUGGCUUCUGAAGCGUGUCAAGGAAUGCGAGCUGUGCAGGCCCUUGGCCGUGAGAAGGACAUAUUGCGCCUUUAUAAGAAGGCAAUUGAGGGACCUUACAAGAAGAGUCUUAGAUUUAUUGUCUUUGGAAAUCUCUUAUUGGCCUUCGCACUUGCUAUAACGUAUUUUGUUUACUCGCUCGCCUACUGGUGGGGUUCGCGGAACGUCAGAAAUGGAGAUUAUAGCACUUUGGAUUUCUUCAUAGUUCUGCCUGCUCUGUUAUUUUCUGCUCAAGGAGCGGGCCAACUCUUCAGUCUUGCCCCAGAACUGACACGGGCUCGAUCUGCAGCACUAAGUGUUUUUGCGUUGCACGAUCAAAAACCUUCCAUUGACAAUGGACAUCUUGGUGGAGCUUUUGACAAAACGGACAAUGAAAAGGCCGUCUCGGUUCGUAGUGGUCGAUCUGCCAGCAUGUCAGCUGAUCAGAUGUCGCCGCGUCGCGGAGCAGUGGAGUUCCGUCACGUCUCUCUGGCGUAUGCUAACAGGGGCGGUAAAUAUGCUGUUAAAGAUGUUGACCUCAGGCUUUCUCCUGGUGAGUUUGUGGCGCUUGUUGGUCCUUCUGGAGCUGGUAAAUCAUCAGCUGUUUCGCUCUUGGAAAGGUUCUUCGAUCCAACUUCAGGGUCAAUCUUCGUUGAUGGGGAGGAUAUUCGUUCUAAAUCAGUUAGUGAUCAUCGGAAGAGGUUGGCCCUUGUACCACAAGAGCCGGAUCUCUUCACUGGAAGUGUUUUCUUCAAUAUUAGUCUCGGAUUGCGGCCAGGUCAAAGGGCUACAAGGGAGGAGAUUGAGGAUACAUGCAAAAAGUGUGGCGUUCAUGACUUUGUCAUGGGACUGCCAGAUGGGUACAAUACCGAGUGUGGUCUGAACGGAUCGCAGCUGUCUGGCGGGCAGAAACAGCGAAUCGCGAUUGCUCGUGCACUCGUUCGAGACCCUGACAUCUUAUUGCUAGAUGAAGCUACGUCUGCUCUAGAUUCACACUCUGAGGCGGAGAUGCAAAAGGCCAUUGCCAUGGCAGCAUCAGAACGGACCACUAUUGUGGUGGCACAUCGGCUUGCUUCGAUUCAGAAUGCCGACCGGAUCUUUGUUUUCGACCAUGGCCGAGUUGUUGAGCAAGGAAAGCAUGCAGAGCUUAUUGCCCUCAAUGGAGUUUACGCUGCCAUGGUCAAGGCGCAGGCGCUUGCAUAA